GGUUACCCAUACAUUGCGAAGCAGUAACGUUGCUCGUCUCCUCUGUUCCCUUGCAGUCAGCAGCGCGCACCUGACUUUCGAUACUCUCUUCCACCUUUCUAUAUAAUCACAUCCUUUUACGUCUCCAGUGCUUUUUCGCGGAUUGCUAUCCUACAAAGAAGGCGAGCUCCCUCCACGUUAUAAGAAAAGGAAUAUAUUCACUGACUUCAGUAUUUAUUCAAAGAAAAUACAAACAAGAAAAUAAUUAUUGACUUGUACUUCUUGAAAUAAGGUUUGAGUAUUCACCUUUCAGUGAACAUCUAAUUAUGUACAAAUACACUCAUACAAAAUAUAGAUACAUUCGGAGUAAUUGAGUAGCAUACAAGAGGCUUUAUUUCCUAUUUCCUGUAGCAAAUUUAUCCCUCAUUUAUCAUGGCAAAACUUUUGAAUACUGAAGUGAAUAUGACGGGGAAACAAGGUUUUUGCUGGUGCUUUGGUGGCAGUCGACCUCCUGAGAUUACAAUUGAAUUUGGUCAUACACUCAAACCAAUGACACUGGAUAUACCAAUGCCAACUGAUGAAAAUGAAUUGAAUGAGAAAUUUGAAAAAUUAGUUGAAGAAUUAGAUUUAGACAAGCCUCAUCGAGAAGCUUUGUUUAAUCUACCCCCUGAGAAAAAGUGGCAGAUAUACUGCAGUAAAAAAUGGGAUGAAGAUAAUCCGAGUACAGCAACCUGGUCUGACUUUUACAUAGAAAGUCUAAAGAAAUUAUCAACGGUAUGCAUUCAGUUCAAUGAUGAACAUGAAGCUUCUCGAAGUAAAUUGGUUGAAAACCUGAAAACUGCAUUGAGAACCCAGCCAAUGAGCUUUGUGGUUCGCUUCAUUGAACUAAAUGGACUUCAGAUCAUUCUGGAUUUCCUAAGCAAUAUGGAUUAUGAGACAGCACAAAGUUCAGUACAUACAUCAAUGAUUGGGUGUAUUAAAGCUCUCAUGAAUAACUCACAAAGCAGAGCUCAUGUAUUGGCCCAUCCAAACAGUAUCAACAUAAUUGCUCAAAGCCUCAGCUCAGAAAACAUUAAAACAAAAAUAGCUGCUUUAGAAAUCCUUGGAGCCAUGUGUUUGGUACCUGGUGGACACCGUAAAGUUUUGGAAGCAAUGCUACAUUAUCAGAAGUAUGCUUGUGAAAGAGCACGAUUCCAAUCUAUAAUCUAUGAUUUGGAUCGAAGUACUGGUGUUUACAAGGAAGAAGUUGGAUUGAAAACUGCCAUCAUGUCAUUUAUAAAUGCCAUAUUGAAUUAUGGUGCUGGACAGACUCAACUUGAAUUCCGACUUCAUCUUCGAUAUGAAUUCUUGAUGCUUGGUAUUCAACCCGUUAUUGAUAAACUUCGCUCUCAUGAAAAUGCAGUCCUUGACAGACAUCUUGAUUUCUUUGAGAUGGUCAGAAAUGAAGACGAACGGGAACUUGGGAAAAAAUUUGAAUCGGUGCACAUUGAUACAAGAAGUGCAACAAAUAUGUUUGAGCUGCUGCGGAAGAAAUUAGCAUUAUCGUUAGCCUAUUCAAGUUUGAUGUCUAUUUUACAGCACAUGCUACUUAUGCCAUAUAAUAACUCUAGUAAAUGUGCUAGCCAGUGGUUGAUUAUAGACAGAGUUGUCCAACAAAUGGUACUGCAGGAAAAGAAUGGUAAAGAUCCUGAUCUAGCUCCAGUAGAGAUCAACUUUACUCAUAUAAUUCGACAGAUUGCCUGUGAAAAUGACAUAAAAUCCUUUCAACAGAAAAUGCGAGAAAUUGAGAAAGCAAAUGAUGAUUUGAAUUUAAAAAUGCAAAAGAAAGAACGUGAAUGUGAUGCAAAGACACAAGAAAAGGAGGAACUAAUAUCAACAGUGAACAAAAUGAAGACUAAACUUGAGAAAGAAAUUACAAACCAUCAGGAAACAAAACAAAAUAUUUCAGAUAUGAGUUCCUUAAUCCAUGAACUACAGGCUCAGUUGGAGAAUGAAUGUGCCGAAAAGAAGAAAUUGCAAUAUAUGGUCUCAACAGGAAGCUUACCUGAUGAUGCAAAAAUGGACUUUUCAUCUGCUUCAUUAGGCUUCAAAUCAAACAGCAAUCUUAUCACAAAUCGUACCAUUCCUCUAUCUUUGCCUCAAAAUGUUUCCAAGAAUCAUCUAAAUGCUCAAAAUGGACCAUCUUUACCACCACCUCCACCACCGCCCCCACCUCCAGUAGGAGGUCCACCACCUCCACCACCACCAAUGGCCUCAAAGAGAAAUCCUUCAGUUGAAAGCUCUACAACCACCGCUCGGAAAAAAAAUACUCCAGCUUCUUCUCAGCCAUUGAAGUCUUUCAACUGGUCUAAACUACCUGAAACCAAAUUGAAUGGCUCCAUUUGGACCAGUAUUGAUGAAGCAAAGAUGUAUAAAACACUGGAUUUGCAAGAUUUUGAAAAGACAUUCUCAGCAUACCAAAGAAAAGGUGGGCAGUUUGAAGAUGAAGAGGAUAAGAACCAAAAUGCCAAGUUGAAAGCAAAAGAAUUGUCUGUUGUUGAUGGUCGUCGUGCACAGAAUUGUACGAUUUUACUAUCAAAGCUGAAAUUAACUAAUGAUGAAUUAGCCACAGCAAUUCUGAAUAUGGAUGAACAGGAAGAUCUUCCAAAGGAUAUGCUGGAGCAGCUGCUGAAAUUUGUCCCCACACCUGAAGAGAGCCAACUAUUGUCAGAACACAACCAUGAGAUAGAUCAAAUGGCUCGAGCUGACAGAUUUCUCUUCGAAAUGGGCAAGAUUGUUCACUAUGAACAAAGGGUAAAAGCUUUAUAUUUCAAGAAGAAGUUCCAAGAGAGAAUCUCUGAUUGCAAACCUAAAAUUGAAGGCGUUAUGGAAGCAUCAAAAGAAGUUUUCAGAAGCAAGAAAUUAAAGAAACUACUUGAAAUUGUCCUAGCUUUUGGUAAUUACAUGAACCGAGGUCAACGAGGGAAUGCCAGUGGUUUCAAACUAAUCAGCUUAAACAAGAUUAUUGACACCAAAUCCAGCAUUAACAAAAACGUUACCUUAUUACACUAUCUUCUUGAGACUUUUGAGAAAAAAUUUCCAGAAAUUACCAAUCUUGAAGAAGAUUUAAGCCAUGUUAAGAUUGCUUCCAAAGUCAAUUUUAUUGAACUUGAGAAAGAUUUGGCAUUCAUCAGAAAAGGCCUUAGUGACAUUGAAAAGGAAUUAGACUUCUUGAGGUCACAUAACACAGACAGCAGGGAUAAAUUCAUUUCAGUAAUGACAGAUUUUAUAACAGUAGCUGCCUACAAUUUUUCUGAACUAGAAGAGUCCUAUGCAGAAAUGAAGCAAAAAUAUGAGAGAGCUUUGAAAUCUUUCUGCGAAGACCCCAAUCAACAACCUGAUGAAUUUUUCUCAGUACUUGAUACAUUCUUGGUAUCAUUUGCUGAAGCAAAGCAUGAUAAUGAUAAACAAAAGCUGAAGAAGGUUGAGGAAGAAAAACGGGCCAAACUGGAGCAGUCAAAGAAAGAAAAAGACAAACAAAGACUGUUGAGGAAACAAGAGUCUCUUUCAAGCAAUUGCUCUACGGAUAAAUUAACGAAUGGAGUAACAGAGAACAAUGAAAAAGGAGAAUUUGAUGACUUGAUAUCAGCUCUUAGGACUGGAGAUGUAUUUGGUGAAGACAUGGCUAAAAUGAAGCGAAUCCGGCGACGUGCUACUGCACAAACUGACACUUCCCGGGAACGAAUUAGAAAUAUCCAGUCUUAAAUAUUUUUUAUAAAAGCAGAAUUGUUCUUGUCCCCACCUUGAGGCAGCACUGCCAGUUUCUUCAUCUUUAUUUAAUAUCUAAGAAAACUAAAUGAGUGUUACCUUGUUCAGUCCUUUAAUUCAUUGCAAAAUUCUCUAAUGUGUCACAUCUACAAUUCCUUCAUGGACCAAAAUCUACAAUGAGACUUGCUGAUUAUUGAUAAUGAACUAUUACAUUACAAAUCAUUCUGAAAUAGCUGGAAACACUUGUAGAUCUGUUAUGUGUUUGUUUGUUUCUCAAAGUUUAUAUUGAUUUUUGUCCUCUGUGUUUUCUUCCUUGUUGUUCCUAAUAAUAUUGACCUUCCCUUUCUACCUUCAGAUUGAGGAACUGAGACUUCUAUUAUUUUGAUAGAAAUUUAAGAAUAAUUUGUUGCUUAGACUUAUUGGAAACGCCUGCUUUUUAUUGGUUUUUCAUGUAUGGGUGAUUUUUGUAGUAGCAAAUAUUACAGAAAAUACUACGAAAAUGACUAAAAGUAAAGAAUUUGAGAGAAAGAGAAAAGUUGAGAGUAUGAAUAAAGAAGCAUGUAUAAAGAGGAAAUCAUCCAAAAAUUUGAUUAAAUGUGAAAUAUCUGCAAGAAAUUUUGAUAGAAGUUUAAAGACACUAAUUAAAUUAGAUAAAAAAAGUUAGCUGAAUUUUAAAAAAGGGAAAAAUAUUAAGUAAUAUUAACUAUAUUAACUUUAUAACAUACCUUCAAUUUCACUCCAUUUCUUGUUUUGAAGUAAGAUUUACUUGUCUUACGAAAAAUAAAUUAUUUUAAACAACACCAACUGAACGACAGAAGCUCAAAUCAAUAUCAGCUGAAUCAAAAGUCAAAUUAUAUGCUUACUUUGAUAUUCCAUAUGGUAGUUGGAACUCCAUAUGAAAGUAUUACCCCUGCAUUCAUAAACAAUUCAGUUUUAUCAGUUGUCUGGAGAGCCAAAACUCCAAUGUGCACUUUUUUUGUUUUGUUAGUUUUUAAUUGAGUUGCUGGUGAGACUUAACACAUCUAAACUAACAUAUUGACCUAAAUCUCUGAUCUUUUCUUUUUCAUCAGUAUCUUGAGAAAAGAUACACUGAUAAACAAUUCAUUCAGAAUAUAAAUGAAUAUGUAGAGUAAUUAUCUUUUCUGUUUUUAAUCCAACACAAACACACACAUUUUUGUUCUGUCAUCCUCUCUCUUCUAUUUAUAUUUCCUCUGUAAAUACAGGAUAUUUAAAUGAAUGUUGUGAAAGCUUAGAAACAAAAUUAUUAUGUUUUAUUCACUUAUGGUUUUUCAACAAUUUUUAACCACAGUUAUAUAUAUCAGUUGUGUGUGUGUGUGUGUGUGUGUGUAAAGAUUUGAUAAAACAAAUUGCAGAAAUAGAAUUCAAUGUGUGUGUGUGUGUGUAUUUUCUCAUGUUUUGUUUUGCCUCUCCAAUAAUACUCUAAAUAGUUUAAAAGUAACAUUUCUUUUUAAUCCAAAUUUAUAUUCAGAAAGAUACCAAGAAAAAUACAUGAGAACUUAUUAUAUAUGAUAAAAUUUAAUAAAUGUUAUUUAAAAUAUCAA
Messenger RNA from Octopus sinensis (East Asian common octopus), 5288 nucleotides. Its product is annotated as disheveled-associated activator of morphogenesis 1. The record is from RefSeq and is a predicted model, not a curated record. Lineage: Eukaryota; Metazoa; Mollusca; Cephalopoda; Octopoda; Octopodidae. Gene Ontology annotation, biological process: actin cytoskeleton organization. The coding region runs from base 412 to 3723 and encodes 1103 amino acids. The transcript has 28 exons. Gene Ontology annotation, molecular function: small GTPase binding; actin binding.